AAAAGGGGGAAUAUUAUUAUUAGAAGUAACGAAACUCAAGACUAAAAGAAGAAGAAGCAGAAAGAAGAAACACAACAACUACACGCGAGAUCUUUUCCACUCUCUCUCUCUCUCUCUGCAUCUAAUCCUUUUUUUUAUCAUCGAAGGCAGCCUUUACGUUUCUUAAAUUAACGUUGGAGAAUCUAUCAGAGUGUUUAAAAGGCUAUUUGGAAUCGGAGGUAAAUUUCAGAGCUUCAUUGGAGCCCCUUUUUUUGCACUUGUUCGAGGGACAAGAAGACAAUUGUAGAUACUACUUAAAUGCUCCAGCGAGUGAAUAUGAGCGCAGAUCUGUAACUCAUCUUCGACAAGACCACAAAGGUUUGUUUUCCUCAAGAGUGAUGGCCGUAUAACUCCACAUGCAUCUCCUUUGAAUCAAGAACAAGCCUUCUCUUUUAUUUGAUAUGUCAGGCAUUGAAGAGUACGGAUAUCUUGACGAAACCAGGGAGAGAAGAUCUGACUUUGACAUCUCUGAAGAUGAUGAAAGACGCCGCUCUAAAAUCGGGAAUCUUAAGAAGAAGGCCAUUCAUGCUUCAACCAGGUUCACUCAUUCUUUGAAGAAAAGAGGCAAGAGGAAAAUUGACUAUAGGAUUCCUUCAGUCUCCAUUGAAGAUGUACGUGAUGAGAAAGAGGAGUCGGUUGUGCUUGAGUUUCGUAGUAACCUUCUCCAGAGAGACUUGUUACCUCCUAGACAUGAUGACUACCAUACUCUUCUCAGAUUUUUGAAGGCCAGAGAUCUUAACAUUGAAAAGACCAUCCAGAUGUGGGAAGAAAUGCUUAGAUGGAGAAAAGAAUAUGGUACAGAUACCAUACUAGAGGAUUUUGAUUUCGAAGAGAUGGAAGAAGUUCUGCAAUACUAUCCCCAAGGCUAUCAUGGAGUUGACAAGGAAGGAAGACCUGUCUACAUUGAAAGACUUGGCAAAGCUCAUCCCUCUAAGCUUAUGCGUAUCACCACCAUUGAUAGAUAUCUAAAAUAUCAUGUGCAAGAGUUUGAGAGAGCUCUCUUAGAGAAAUUCCCUGCAUGCUCUAUUGCAGCUAAGCGCCGUAUCUAUUCCUCCACUACAAUACUGGAUGUGCAAGGACUGGGCAUGAAGAAUUUUACAUCAACAGGUGCAAGUCUUGUGGCUGCCAUGGCGAAGAUAGACAACAGCUACUACCCUGAGACGCUGCACAGAAUGUACAUUGUAAAUGCUGGAACAGGUUUCAAGAAAAUGCUUUGGCCUGCUGCUCAGAAGUUUCUUGAUGCAAAGACCAUCGCAAAAAUACAAGUGCUAGAACCCAAAUCUUUAUCCAAAUUACAUGAAGUCAUUGAUUCAAGUCAAUUGCCAGACUUCCUCGGAGGCUCAUGCUCUUGCUUUGGCGACGGAGGAUGUCUUCGCUCUAAUAAAGGACCCUGGAAUGAUCCUGAAACAACGAAGCUCAUCUGCCAUGGAGAAUCAUCACUCUUUAGGCAAAUUACCAGGAAGCUGAGUGACCCGCAGAAUUCUUCAUCCUACAUAAGUAUACAUCCAUCUAUGGCUAUGCAAGCUGAGAGUUCAGCAGCAGAAUCUGUAUCUUGUUCUGAUGUUCCUCCUGGAAGAAUGUGCUCAGCCUCUGCUCAUGUGAAUUCAGCUUAUGAGGAAGCUAGGACGUCAGAUGUUAACGGCUAUUAUAGUUGCGAUGACAAGUUUGCCAUACCUAACAAACCUGCUAACCGAAGAGGCCAAGUAAGGCAAUCCCAAUAUCAAAUGCUCGAACUUGAUCUCAGUUUAAAGGGAAGAACUGACAGCAUAAAACCUGAGAACCUAGCCAAAAGGAUAAUCUCGUUGUUGCUGAAACUAGCAGCAGUUUUCCGUUAUAUCCCGUUUGAGCUCUCGAGAAGGAAGAAUACCAUUACUACCUCAACUCCAACGGAAGAUGAGAGUAGGAGCACUCUCACACCAACACCUAUGGAGACCACAAUAAAAGACCGGAUUGGCCCGUGCUUGGAGCGUAUUCAGAAACUUGAGAAAAAGUAUGAGGAAAUCAGGAACAAACCGGUUGAAAUUCCCGCAGAGAAGGAGAGAAUGCUGAUGGAUUCUCUAGACAGAAUCAAAUCGGUUGAGUUUGAUCUCGAGAAAACAAAGAGGGCUUUACACGCCACAGUGAUGAAGCAGAUGGAAAUAACUGAAAUGCUGGAAAGUAUACGAGAGUCCCAACUUCAUAGAAGAAGAUUGUUCUGUUAGAAAAAGCCAAUAAGAGAACAUCAUCUUCUGCUGAGUUUUGCAUAAAUACAGCUCAAAACGUCUGCACAUACAGAGAGAUAGAGAGAACAGAUUACAAGAAGAAGAAGAAACAUGUUAGUUGCUUUUAUCUCCUUCCUCAUCUAACUUAGGUCACAACUUUUUUUUUCUUUUUUUCCUUUCGCUCGUAGGCCCACCUCCUUCCAUAAGUUAAUAGAAAAAGAAGAAGAUAGGGAGGGACAGAGAAAAUCUUUUGAUGGUGGAGAUCUUGUGGUUGAUAAUGUAGAUUUGACAUCAGAGUUGAGUAUAAUCAACCUGAUUUUGAAACCCUUCUGUUGUAAUCUUGUGUAGAGAGAGAAAACAAUAGAAAUAACAAAAAAAAAUUGAAUGAGAGAUGUUGUAAAAUCUUUUAUCAAUAUAUGUUUGAGAAAUGAAAGCAACAAAAAAAGAGACUGUGAACACGACUAUUACUA
Molecule: messenger RNA, 2710 nt
Organism: Eruca vesicaria subsp. sativa (arugula)
Lineage: Eukaryota; Viridiplantae; Streptophyta; Magnoliopsida; Brassicales; Brassicaceae
Source: the annotation of a GenBank genome assembly